AUGGAGCCAGAUCUUCUGACUCUUGAUGCCGAGCGUAAAACUCAUCCCGUGAGAGCCAACAUGAAGGGUCCGCAUUCGAAUGUGGAGAUGCCCCAGGUAGAUGCGGAUUUAUAUGGGUCAGGUAACGGGGGACUGCCGUCUGCGGAUAGUAACGUGAAUGCAGACGCCGAUUUAGAUGGUGAUGCCAGUUCCAAGAUCGGCGGCAUUGGCAAAAUGGCUGGAUUCAAGGAAAAGGGUCCAAUUUAUCAUGAGAGAAUAGGCAAAGCAGUGUCGCCGGAGUUUGUUGGCGAUAUUGUGGGAGCCUGCCUCGCUGACUCACGCUGGCUUCGUUGCCAAAGCCGC
This is a messenger RNA of Dibothriocephalus latus, 342 nucleotides long. The record is from the annotation of a GenBank genome assembly. Lineage: Eukaryota; Metazoa; Platyhelminthes; Cestoda; Diphyllobothriidea; Diphyllobothriidae.